Drosophila ananassae is the source of this 1237-nucleotide messenger RNA. RefSeq names its product ester hydrolase C11orf54 homolog. The transcript has 2 exons. Gene Ontology annotation, molecular function: zinc ion binding; hydrolase activity, acting on ester bonds. Lineage: Eukaryota; Metazoa; Arthropoda; Insecta; Diptera; Drosophilidae. The record is from RefSeq and is a predicted model, not a curated record. The coding region runs from base 172 to 1179 and encodes 335 amino acids. Gene Ontology annotation, cellular component: nucleus.
CUACAUUUCCAUAUCAGUGGAGACCCUGUAUCACCGUAAACUUAUCACCAGAAUGACAGGCCGUCCGGAUAGUUGAAAUAUUUGGCACACGAUGGCCUCCCGGUUAGUCGCAUUUGUGCCUCCAGCGAGGCAAGUCCCUGGUAACCAUAUCGAAAUAGUGCCGAAGAUAACAUGAGCCAGAGUCACCUUCAAACGGAUCAGCUGAAGUUCGAGGAGAAGCCUCUUUAUGUUCCGCCCCUCCAGGAGCUUCAAAGUGUCAUACAGGGUGCUCUGGAAAGUAAUUUCGCCAAUGCGGAUGUCAGUGUGGUCCCCUGUCCGGAUCUAAAAGGAUCGCAGUUCGGCCUGGUGGAGAGUGGCUUGGGCGGUAAGGCAACUCUCUUGGAAGCCGGAGGUCCUCCCUAUUUGCGACCUCUGGUGCAACGGGACAAGCUCUAUAACCUCAAGGAGAUCACCCGGAAGAUUCAGGGGCCAGGAAAGAUCUUUGCUGUAGGAGCAGGAGCAGGUCCUUGGCCCAUUCGUGGCUCCAACUGCGAGGGCAUCUUCAACCUGGCCGUGAGCGAAGAAGACAAGCUGACAAAUGGCAGCUACACAGCCACUGUCAGGGGGGAUCAGGAGGAGUGUGUUCUGGAGAAGAUUGCUGACUCCGAGCCACGCUGUGCUCUAAUCCUAAACCUCUUCCUGAGCCAGGGUCAGCCCGGUGAGGUGCUCAAGAUCACCGCCAAGCAGCGCACCGGGGAGCAGGACUUCAUCGAGUGCAUCCGCAAGGGUCUGGAGCAGCACUACCAGGACAAGCCCGUGGGCUUGGGCGGUAUUUUCCUCAUAAAGAAGGGAAAGGUCCACCAGCAUGUGAUGCGGGACUUUAGCACGACGCCCAUCUACACCACCGAGCAGAUCCAGCAGUGGCUCAAGUUCUACGAGAUGCCCGCCCAACUAAAUGCUCUGGGCACCUUGGUGACAAAGGAUCUGGGUCUGGACUUGCGGCUGCAGCACUUCCACUCCUUCUCCUUCAGCAACUGGGGUGGACACUACCAUUACGACACCACGCCGGAGAUCGUGGAGUACGAGGCGUAUCUGAACGUGGCGGAGCGGGUGGUUCGGGUGGACAGGCCCGGGCUAACGGAUCAGCUGAUGUCUCCGCACCUGCCGAAUCCAUCAAGACCUAUUAACAAGCGAGCCUAAAAUAAAUGUCUUCUCAGAAAAUGUUUUCGGUUUCUGUCGGACUGGCAACGAUGAUUAC